Messenger RNA from Arabidopsis thaliana (thale cress), 2903 nucleotides. RefSeq names its product LRR and NB-ARC domains-containing disease resistance protein. Gene Ontology annotation, molecular function: ADP binding. The record is from RefSeq and is marked reviewed. Lineage: Eukaryota; Viridiplantae; Streptophyta; Magnoliopsida; Brassicales; Brassicaceae. The transcript is spliced from 2 exons. Bases 1 to 2670 code for a protein of 889 amino acids.
AUGGGUAGUUGUAUCUCUCUCCAAAUAUCAUGUGAUCAAGUGCUCACUCGUGCAUAUAGUUGUUUUUUUAGCCUAGGCAAUUAUAUUCACAAACUCAAGGAUAAUAUAGUGGCUCUUGAGAAAGCCAUUGAAGAUCUCACAGCCACACGAGAUGAUGUGUUGAGAAGGGUGCAAAUGGAAGAAGGAAAAGGUCUAGAGAGGCUCCAACAAGUCCAGGUAUGGCUCAAGAGAGUCGAGAUUAUUCGAAACCAAUUCUAUGACUUGUUAAGUGCUCGUAAUAUUGAAAUUCAAAGAUUGUGUUUUUAUAGUAAUUGUUCAACGAAUUUAAGCUCGAGUUAUACGUACGGUCAACGUGUGUUUUUGAUGAUAAAGGAAGUUGAAAAUCUCAAUUCUAAUGGAUUUUUUGAGAUAGUAGCUGCUCCAGCUCCAAAACUUGAGAUGAGGCCUAUUCAACCAACCAUUAUGGGUCGGGAAACAAUUUUUCAAAGGGCUUGGAAUCGUCUUAUGGAUGAUGGAGUCGGAACUAUGGGUCUAUAUGGUAUGGGGGGAGUAGGCAAAACCACCCUUCUCACGCAGAUUCACAAUACGUUACAUGAUACAAAGAAUGGGGUUGACAUUGUGAUUUGGGUUGUGGUGUCUAGUGAUCUACAAAUCCACAAGAUUCAAGAAGAUAUUGGCGAAAAAUUAGGAUUUAUAGGUAAAGAAUGGAACAAGAAACAAGAAAGCCAGAAGGCCGUUGAUAUACUCAAUUGCCUAAGCAAGAAGAGAUUUGUGUUGCUUUUGGAUGACAUAUGGAAGAAAGUGGAUUUAACAAAGAUUGGAAUUCCGAGUCAGACAAGAGAAAACAAAUGCAAAGUAGUAUUCACCACUCGUUCUCUAGAUGUAUGUGCACGCAUGGGGGUUCACGAUCCAAUGGAAGUUCAAUGUUUGUCAACAAAUGACGCAUGGGAGUUGUUCCAAGAAAAAGUUGGACAAAUAUCUUUAGGAAGCCAUCCAGAUAUUCUUGAACUUGCCAAAAAGGUUGCUGGAAAAUGUCGUGGCUUACCAUUGGCACUCAACGUCAUUGGCGAAACCAUGGCAGGCAAGAGGGCGGUGCAAGAAUGGCAUCAUGCAGUUGAUGUUUUAACUUCAUAUGCUGCAGAGUUUUCUGGCAUGGACGACCAUAUCCUUCUGAUUUUGAAGUAUAGCUAUGACAAUCUAAAUGACAAGCAUGUUAGGUCUUGUUUCCAAUAUUGCGCUUUAUAUCCUGAAGAUUAUUCAAUAAAGAAGUAUAGAUUGAUAGAUUAUUGGAUAUGCGAGGGAUUCAUUGAUGGUAAUAUAGGCAAGGAAAGAGCUGUAAAUCAAGGUUAUGAGAUACUUGGUACUCUUGUCCGUGCAUGUUUAUUGUCCGAGGAAGGAAAGAACAAAUUAGAAGUGAAAAUGCACGAUGUGGUUCGUGAAAUGGCUCUUUGGACAUUAUCUGAUCUUGGGAAGAAUAAAGAGAGAUGUAUUGUUCAAGCUGGAUCCGGGUUACGUAAAGUACCAAAGGUUGAGGAUUGGGGAGCUGUGAGAAGGUUGUCACUGAUGAAUAAUGGGAUUGAAGAGAUAUCUGGCAGUCCUGAGUGUCCUGAACUCACAACUCUCUUCCUCCAGGAAAAUAAAUCACUGGUACAUAUCUCGGGUGAAUUCUUCCGGCAUAUGCGAAAGCUAGUUGUUUUAGAUCUAUCAGAAAACCACCAGCUCGAUGGAUUGCCAGAGCAAAUAUCGGAGUUGGUCGCCUUGAGAUAUCUCGAUUUGUCACAUACAAACAUAGAGGGGCUGCCUGCUUGUCUCCAAGAUUUGAAAACAUUAAUACAUUUGAAUUUGGAGUGUAUGAGGAGACUUGGGAGUAUAGCUGGUAUAUCGAAGUUGUCGAGUUUAAGAACACUAGGACUAAGAAAUUCUAAUAUUAUGCUAGAUGUUAUGUCAGUGAAGGAGCUGCAUUUAUUGGAACAUCUAGAGAUUUUAACCAUAGAUAUUGUGUCAACUAUGGUUUUGGAGCAAAUGAUUGACGCUGGCACUUUGAUGAAUUGUAUGCAAGAGGUAUCUAUUCGUUGUCUCAUUUAUGACCAAGAACAAGACACAAAGUUACGUCUGCCAACUAUGGAUAGCCUUCGUAGUCUGACCAUGUGGAACUGUGAAAUUUCAGAGAUAGAGAUAGAGAGGUUAACAUGGAACACAAAUCCAACAAGUCCAUGUUUCUUCAACCUCUCCCAAGUCAUUAUUCAUGUUUGUUCUAGUCUCAAGGAUUUGACUUGGCUAUUGUUUGCUCCGAACAUUACUUAUCUCAUGAUUGAGCAGUUGGAGCAGCUACAAGAAUUAAUUAGUCACGCAAAAGCCACCGGUGUUACUGAGGAGGAGCAGCAACAACUGCAUAAGAUUAUUCCUUUCCAGAAAUUACAAAUUCUACACUUGUCUAGUUUACCUGAGCUAAAGAGCAUCUAUUGGAUUUCUCUGUCUUUUCCAUGCCUAAGUGGAAUCUACGUGGAAAGAUGUCCAAAGCUGAGAAAACUUCCAUUGGAUUCUAAAACUGGUACCGUUGGAAAGAAGUUUGUCCUACAAUACAAAGAAACAGAAUGGAUCGAGAGUGUUGAAUGGAAGGAUGAAGCCACUAAACUCCAUUUCUUACCAUCAACCAAACUGUUGAUUUAGCUCUUUGGUUACUCCUAAGACAGCCUGUAGGCCGUAGGACAAGCCGGUUUUUCAAGAACCAUAUCAGACGACACAAACUGUCUUACACUAUGAACAUCAAGCAAAUGUAACCAACUUUCUGUUUUCUUUCCUACCACUGGAUUGUAUUUUAUAUUUCCUCUCCCACCGUCUCUUUUGUUCUGCAACUUUUCUUUAUCUUUCCUAUUUUUUUCAAACAAGAUCUUCCCUAUUUA